GAGACAUAGCUGGGCUAUAUUGACCAUCAGGGGAGUAAGAGGAAAGGGUUCAGGAAAACUUAUAAAGUGCAAGAAGUUUCCUCUUCAGAAUCAUCAUCAAUUCACUCUCAGUCUCAUCAUCACAACAAACUUCAAGAAAACAACUUUUUCUUUCACCAAAAUAAUUACACAAAAUCCUUCGUCAACAUGUUUUUCUCAAGAAUUAGCACCAUAGUCAGCAUGACUGCCCUAUUCGCAUCUGCCCUCGCAAUGCCUACAACCCUUACAUCUCGACAAGAUGCUAUCUGCAGCAGCGGUAAUCCCCAAUGCUGCGACGUUGAUGUCCUUGGUGUAGCUGAUCUAGACUGCGAGGCUCCACCAGCUGCAUACACAGAUAUUAAAUCUUUCAGUGAUGUCUGCGCCGAUGUUGGAAAAAUCAACAUGUGCUGCGAUCUUCCUGUCUUGGGCCAAGGUCUUAUUUGCAGUUCUCCAGAUAAUUCAUAGAGGAUUCGCGAAAUUCUAUGCUUGCGCUUAAUCUGGAUGUUGAGGAUUUUUGGAUCUCACAGAUCUGAAAGAUCCUUGAUCCUAAGAUUAAGUUGCUCCUGAAUUUUCAUGUAUUACAGUUUAGAUGAUGGGGUUGCGGAGACGGAUUGUUGGUUGUUGAUUUUUACUUUUAUCUGUAUUCUUGACUUUGUUUCGACCACUUUGGACACACAAUGUACGAUGUGUUUAAAUUACGCGAGCGAACUCAGUGUGUCACAGGAAGGAGUACCAGCUUAGCAACUAGCAAAUACAAUUUGUUAUUUCUCA
Messenger RNA from Botrytis cinerea B05.10, 789 nucleotides. RefSeq names its product Bhp2 (gene Bhp2). The coding region runs from base 187 to 483 and encodes 98 amino acids. The record is from RefSeq and is a predicted model, not a curated record. NCBI's taxonomy places the organism in Eukaryota, Fungi, Ascomycota, Leotiomycetes, Helotiales, Sclerotiniaceae. Gene Ontology annotation, cellular component: extracellular region. The transcript is spliced from 3 exons.